Messenger RNA from Aspergillus calidoustus, 2065 nucleotides. The record is from the annotation of a GenBank genome assembly. Lineage: Eukaryota; Fungi; Ascomycota; Eurotiomycetes; Eurotiales; Aspergillaceae.
UGAUCAUCCCGUUGGACCGCUCGAACACGACCACCAAGAAGAUACUCUGGGGAACUGGGUACCACCGUCACCAUGCCUCUUCACCAGUUCGACUAUAUCCUUGCCAUUGGCACCAUCUUUGCCUUUCUUGAUGCGUGGAACAUUGGCGCCAACGAUGUCGCCAACUCGUGGGCCACCUCCAUCUCCUCCCGGUCCGUCAAGUACUGGCAGGCCAUGGUGCUCGCGACCGUCAUGGAGUUUGGUGGAGCUAUGGGUGUAGGUGCUACCGUCGCUGAUACAAUCCGUACCAAGGUCGUCGACAUUGACCGCUUCACCAACGAUGCUCCCCUGCUCAUGCUCGGCAUGAUGUGCGCCCUGGUCGCAUCCUCCCUCUACCUCACCUUUGCCACCAAGAUUGGUCUGCCCGUCUCAACCACCCACUCGAUCAUGGGUGGUGUUAUCGGCAUGGGAAUCGCGCUCGUCGGCUCUGAUGGAGUUAUCUGGUGGGGCGGAGACAUCAACUCGGGCGUGGUACAGGUCUUUCUGGCCUGGGUCAUUGCUCCCUUUUGCUCUGGUGCCUUUGGAGCGAUUAUUUUCCUCUUCACCAAAUACGCCGUUCUUCUCCGCAGCAACCCUGCCUUCAAGGCCUUGUGCACCGUCCCAUUCUACUUCUUCCUGACCUGUACUCUGCUUGCCAUGCUUAUCGUGUGGAAGGGCGGUUCCAGCAGGAUUGACGACCUUACUGGAGGUGAGAUUGCAGGAACAGUCGUUGGAACUGGUGCAGUCAUGGGUUUCCUGGCAGCCUUCUUCCUCGUCCCCUGGCUGUACCGCCGGGUCAUCAAGGAGGACUGGCAACUGCGUCCCUACCAUCUCCUCCUUGGGCCUCUCGUGCUUCGCCGCGGCGAGGUCCCUCCCCGACCCGACGGCAUCAAAGCUGGUGUCCAAAACUAUUACCGCGGCCACAAGACCCUUGAGGAGCUGCAGGCCGAGCGCGCCGCCGGCCGCGACGAGGAAACCCCGCGCAAGACCAGCGGCGACGCCCCCUCCGAGGAGAACAGCGGCAAGCAAGAGCCGCACGUCGUCGCGUCGUCCGAAUCCGAAUCCAGCAACGACGACGUCGUUAUCAUCUCUGGAAAGCGGCCCGAGGGCAGCAACUAUAGCCCGCAGGUCCUCUUCUGGCAGGCCAAGCGCUGGUUCUUCCGUGGUAUCGAGCAGGAUGUCAUUGGCAUGCAGAACAAGCGGAAUAUCCUCACGGGCGAUAUCGAUGAGGUGCAUGCGCAUGCGACGCACUUUGAGAACCGCGCCGAGUACAUGUUUUCGUUCCUGCAGGUCUUGACGGCCUCGACGGCUUCAUUCACCCACGGCGCGAAUGACGUUUCCAACGCCAUCGGCCCCUAUGCCACCAUCUACGGCAUCUGGAAAAACACCACCCUCGAAGGCUCCAAGACCGAGGUCCCGUACUGGAUUCUCGCCUUCGGCGGUGCCGCGAUUGUCAUCGGCCUCUGGACCUACGGCUACAACAUCAUGCGCAACCUGGGUAACCGCAUCACCCUGCACUCGCCAUCCCGCGGCUUCACCAUGGAGCUCGGCUCCGCCAUUACCAUCAUCAUGGCCACGAAAUUGAAACUCCCCGUCUCAACAACCCAAUGCAUCACGGGCGCCACCGUCGGCGUGGGCCUCUGCAACGGCACAUGGCGCACAAUCAACUGGCGGAUGGUCGCGUGGAUCUACAUGGGCUGGAUCAUUACGUUGCCCGUUACGGGGAUCAUCUCCGGGUGUCUGGUGGGCAUUAUUGUUAAUGCGCCCCGCUGGGGAUUGUCGUAUGGCAGUGGGGAGAUUCCGCAAAGUGUGCUCAAUGCCACUGCUGCUGCGGUUUCUUUCUAGAGGGGUGUGUGGAUUGGAUGGGUGUGUGGAGGAGAAGAGACUCCGCUCUUUUGUUUCUUCUGCUGUGUAAUCGUUCCCAGUUGGUCCGGUCGACGUACCUGGCUGGCUUGGGGAGGGGACGUGGAUAGGGUGAUAGAGUCUAUGUACUUGCGAUUGAGAUCGUGUUAUAAUAUUAUAUACUAUAUAUUGUGCUGUGAUGAAG